UUGUCUACUUCGGAAUUUUAUACACCCACACUGAACUUUUUGAAGAAAAAGUCCCUUAGAAAAACAUGGCUGAAAGAAAGACAAACCAAGGCCAUCGACUGGUAUGUUUCACUAUCUACUUUUUUCAGAAAUGAGUUGAAUUCGCUGUGGUGUUGGAUGAAGUAUCGAAUCGUGUUAGCGCGACACUUUAGAGGAAAGACUUUGUUUUUUCCGCACAAUAUGGACUUUCGUGGACGAGUUUAUCCGAUAUCACCAUAUCUGAGUCAUAUGGGUGACGAUGUCAACCGCUGUAUACUGAAAUUUGCCAAAGGCCGAACUCUUGGUGAUCGAGGUUUCGAUUGGCUGAAAUUGCAUUGCAUAAAUUUAACCGGUACAAUGAAAAGAGACAGCAUAGCGGACCGUCUAACUGCUGCAGAUCAGCUACUGGACGAUAUGAUAGAUUCAGCGAAUCAUCCUCUUGAUGGUAAAGGAUGGUGGUUGGAAUCUGAAGAGCCAUGGCAGACUUUAGCUGCAUGCAUGGAACUGCGGGAUGCACUAGCCUUUCCAGGCAAGAUUGAGGAUUUUAUAAGUCACUUGGCUGUGCAUCAGGACGGAAGCUGCAAUGGACUCCAACAUUAUGCUGCAUUAGGUCGAGACGAAGAGGGAGGACGUGAAGUAAACCUUCUAAAUAGUUCAACACCUAACGAUGUGUAUACAUCAGUCGCGAUGAGGGUAGAGCAGAAAAGACUAGAAGAUGAGAAGGGUGGUCCAAAUAUGGAAAUUGCUUUAAGGUUAAGGGAAUUCAUGCCACAGGCGGUCCCACGAAAGGUUAUAAAACAAACGGUAAUGACGACCGUUUAUGGAGUGACAUUGUACGGCGCGACCUUGCAAAUAAAACGGCAACUCAAAGCUCUCGACAUCGAUAAUGAUGAGGUGACUUCCAAAUUUGCACGUUACCUGACACAUUUAACGUUCGCCAGUUUGCACGAUGCAUUCACUUGUUCAAUGAAACUGAAAGAUUGGUUCAGAGAUUGUGCAAAGGGUGUAUCCGAUCUGCUACAGACAAUGGAAUGGAUAACACCUUUAGGACUUCCCGUUGUUCAACCGUACAUUAGUGUAAAGGAGAAAAAAGGGCGCGUCAUAUAUGCACCUGUUUCUACAAAGCAGGUUGGAGCAUUUCCACCAAACUUUGUACACUCACUUGAUUCAAGUCACAUGAUGUUGACUUCACUCGAUUGCUCUCGAAGGGGGAUCACUUUUGCGGCUGUUCAUGAUUGCUUCUGGACUCAUGCUACCACUGUAGACGACAUGAGUCUUCUCUGCCGAGAGCAGUUUAUAAAAUUACACAGCGAACCAAUCGUACAACAAUGUUCUGAUUGGCUUUACUCCCAUUAUCUUACCGGUGCUCACAUAGACCUUAUGCCACCUAAGGAUCUUGCCCACUUCAGGAAAUUGUUUACGCUGCAGGUGAAACCUGGCGGUCUCAAUAUUAAAGAUGUGAAGGAUUCGAUAUAUUUCUUUAGCUAA
Messenger RNA from Angiostrongylus costaricensis, 1506 nucleotides. The record is from the annotation of a GenBank genome assembly. Lineage: Eukaryota; Metazoa; Nematoda; Chromadorea; Rhabditida; Metastrongylidae.